AUGCUCACCACAGCCCCCCGGCUGCGCAUCCGCCGCCCCUCGCCCACAACCGCCGAGUUCACCGUCACCACGCUCCCGCCGCGGACGCUGGCCCUGCGCCUCCUCUGGCUCCUUCUCCUCGCCCUGCGCAUCUCGCUGUCCCUCGUCGCGCUGCUCAUCCUCUACGCGCGCUGGACGACGCCCGCCGGAGCGCUCCUCGCCCGCAUAGCGGCAUCCGUAUCACUCCCUGUGCUCCUGCCCGUCGCGGCGGCCGUCUUUUACGCGCUGAGCCUGAGGGUGCACAAGGAGGAGAGCUUGCUGGUCCUGCGCGGGCUGGGCGUGCAGACGAGCGAGAGCCCCGCGACGUACCUCGCCGGCGCGGCGACGCGCUUCAUCCCCACGGAGAAGAUCCAGGACAUUCUCGUCAACGAGGCGUUUCUGGGCUUCGAGGUCAGGUAUUACCUCGUCGUGGUGGUCGAGGGCGAGGAGAAUGUCGUGGUGGUGUUUCCGGGGCUGUUGCCGAGGCGGAAGAUUGUCGAGACGGUGUGGAGGGGCGUGAGGGAGUGUUUGUAUGAGGGGAGGGGGGAGGAUCGGGUUGACAAAUCGGGAAGUUGA
This is a messenger RNA of Trichoderma reesei QM6a, 594 nucleotides long. RefSeq lists its product as uncharacterized. The transcript is spliced from 2 exons. Gene Ontology annotation, biological process: GPI anchor biosynthetic process. Lineage: Eukaryota; Fungi; Ascomycota; Sordariomycetes; Hypocreales; Hypocreaceae. The record is from RefSeq and is a predicted model, not a curated record. Gene Ontology annotation, cellular component: glycosylphosphatidylinositol-N-acetylglucosaminyltransferase (GPI-GnT) complex. The coding region runs from base 1 to 594 and encodes 197 amino acids.